Messenger RNA from Aspergillus niger, 1950 nucleotides. RefSeq lists its product as uncharacterized. Gene Ontology annotation, molecular function: protein binding. NCBI's taxonomy places the organism in Eukaryota, Fungi, Ascomycota, Eurotiomycetes, Eurotiales, Aspergillaceae. The record is from RefSeq and is a predicted model, not a curated record. Gene Ontology annotation, biological process: proteasome-mediated ubiquitin-dependent protein catabolic process. The transcript has 5 exons. Gene Ontology annotation, cellular component: GID complex. The coding region runs from base 1 to 1950 and encodes 649 amino acids.
AUGCGCCCGGAUGGCAUUUCCAGUACGAACGGCUCCUCCCACACGUUAAAUGGCUCAAAUGCAUCCCCGUCCCAGAAGACAGCUUUCGCCCACUCUCUGAACGGCCAAACGAGUUUCACAGCCUCCAACGGAGAUGUACGCACGAAUGGAUCUCAAAAGGCAUCAGUCGGCCCUCCGUCAUACUAUGGUCAUGACCGAGAAGAAGUUACCCGAAUCUUGAUUCAAGCCCUGUUUGACCUUGGCUAUGAUGGGGCCGCGACGCUUCUAAGCAAAGAGAGUGGAUACCAAUUGGAGAGCCCAGCGGUUGCUACGUUUAGGAAUGCGGUGUUGGAGGGGCGUUGGACCGAGGCGGAACAUAUACUGGUGCAGUCAUUCUAUCCAGAUCGAGGUGGUUGGAGAAGUAAUACCGGCGACCAAGCGUCAAAUAGGGAGAAGCUGGUUUUGGUGGAAGAUGCUCAGAAGAACGAAAUGCUUUUUUACCUGCGACAGCAAAAAUUCCUCGAAUUGUUGGAAGCCCGCGAUUUGGCGGCGGCCCUAAUAGUUCUGAGACAUGAACUGACACCUCUAAAUUAUGACAUAGGACGGUUACACGCCCUGUCCAGCGGUCCCACGAUGAGUGAAACUGACUUCAGUGCUAGUCUACUCAUGUGUCCCCCAGAACACCUCCACGACCAGGCCGGCUGGGACGGUCCCAUAAGCUCUUCUCGAGAACGUUUGUUAUCGGAAUUGUCUAGUGAGUUCCUGAACCCAGGACUCGGAGCUGUAACAGUGCACACCGCUAACAACGUCGCAGGGUCAAUAUCGCCCUCUGUUAUGAUUCCGGACAAUCGUCUUGCUAUUCUGCUGGAUCACGUCAAGCAAACACAGAUCAACCAGUGCUUAUACCACAAUUCUGCAUCACCUCCUUCGUUAUAUUCAGAUCACAUGUGUGAUCGGAAAGACUUUCCUUUGCGAACCGGGAUUGAGUUGAACCAACAUUCCGACGAGGUAUGGUGGUGCCAGUUCUCGAACGACGGGACGAAACUGGUCACUGCCAGCAAAGAUCAGACUGUAAUCAUUUACGAGACCAGCACCUUCUCUGUGAUACAGAAGCUGUUAGGCCAUGAGGAUGGUGUUGCACAGUGUGCAUGGAGCCCGGAUGACUCGAAGAUCAUUACCUGUUCGCAGGACAAGACCGCCCGCGUAUGGAGCGUUGAGUUGGCAAAGACUGGUCGUUGCCUUCUGACCAUCAACCACCACCGUCAUCCUGUGACAGCUGCAGCGUGGGCUCCAGAUGGAGAGUCUUUUGUAACAGCCGCUCUCGACGUGAGCUCGCAACUCUGCCAUUGGGGCAUGCGUGGACAGACCCUAUACAUGUGGCCCGAAGGCUUCCGCGUUCAGGAUUGUGCUAUCACGCCCGAUGGCCGGAGACUUAUCGCGGCAGACCUUGAUCAAAAGGUCCACGUCUACAACCUUGCGACCCGCGAUGAAGAAUACUGCCUAGCCUUGAAAAGCAAGCCAACCUCUGUUGCUGUUAGCAGGGAUUCCCGCCACAUGCUAAUCAACUCUGCCGACGGACAAAUACAGCUUGUUGACAUCAACACAACAGACGUUGUUCGCCGAUUCUCAGGGCAGAAACAAGGGCAUUUCGUCAUUCGCAGUGUCUUUGGUGGUGCGGCGGAGAACUUCAUUGUUAGUGGAAGUGAAGAUUCUCGUGUUUAUAUCUUUCACAAAGAAGCCGGCACACUUGUGGAGGCUUUAGAGGGGCAUGUACGAGGAUGUGUAAAUUCCAUGUCCUGGAAUCCCCGAGACCCAGGAAUGUUUGCUUCUGCUGGCGACGACUGCUUGGUUAGAAUUUGGACACGUGAACGUGACAUACGACCAAAUGUUUCAGCGAGCAAGCACAGGGCAGUAUCGACAAGUGGAUUCACUCGCACCAGCGCUCUGCGUUCAACAUCAAGCUUCAAUUAG